Messenger RNA from Heterotrigona itama, 360 nucleotides. The record is from the annotation of a GenBank genome assembly. NCBI's taxonomy places the organism in Eukaryota, Metazoa, Arthropoda, Insecta, Hymenoptera, Apidae.
UUCCUUGUACCUUGUCACGGGAAUUCGGUAGCACGGACCGUCGACUCUGUUCGCGGUCCCUUUCUCCUCGCCGAGGAACCGAGGAUCCUCGCCGAGGAUGUUGCCGAAAGAGGAGUCGAUGCCUCGCUAGUUUGUCAGACUGUUCGACCGUCCUCCAUCCAUGUCCACCUCCGAAUUCUACACAAUACAGUUCUCUGUCCUAGGGUGUUAGGCAACAUCCUCUUGAGUUCGAAGGGUGGAAUUCCGCGAAUCGUCCCGGCCGCGGAAUUUAUGUUCGCGGGGACGAGGCUAGAUGGCCGGUUAUUGCAGAAAAUCGAAGAUAUCACGGCGAGGGGAUCGACGCUCAAUCCGCACAAUUAA